Molecule: messenger RNA, 1472 nt
Organism: Hyaloscypha bicolor E
Lineage: Eukaryota; Fungi; Ascomycota; Leotiomycetes; Helotiales; Hyaloscyphaceae
Product: carbohydrate esterase family 4 protein
Exons: 3
Coding region: 133-1386 (417 amino acids)
Biological process (GO): carbohydrate metabolic process
Molecular function (GO): chitin binding; hydrolase activity, acting on carbon-nitrogen (but not peptide) bonds
Source: RefSeq, a predicted model, not a curated record
GGAUGUUGUUCACAAUAUGGAUACUGUGGAAAUACAACAGGCUAUUGCGGUGCAAAUUGUCAACCUGCAUUUGGGACUUGCAGCCCAAAUACUGCUCCCGGUGGAACUUGCGGUCCGAGCAAUGGAGGGGCGAUGUGCUCAGACAAUCAAUGCUGCAGUAUGUCUGGUUUUUGCGGAACCACUCAAGAUUAUUGUGCAGACCCUGGGAGUUGCAUGCUAGGAUACGGUCGUUGCGACUCUGAUGUCACUCCAGCUGGACCUUCAACCCAAAAUGUGCCUCGUCCAUUGAAGGGUCCAAUCACCUAUACCGACGAUAUUUAUAAUUGUGUUGAGAACAACGUCGUUGCAUUAUCAUAUGAUGAUGGGCCAUACAACUACACAGCACAACUCCUCGACUUGCUCAGGAGAUAUAAUUUCCACGCGACUUUCUUCAUCACUGGCAACAACAACGGCAAAGGAGGAAUCGACCUCACUGCACCGUAUCCUAACUUGAUCAAGCGUAUGAUUGCCGAGGGCCACCAAGUUGCCUCUCACACCUGGUCCCAUUAUUCCCUCUCAAACAUCACUCACGAUCUCCGAAUUUCACAGAUGGUCAAGAACGAAAUGGCAUUUAAUAACAUUAUCGGGAUGUGGCCCACCUACAUGCGACCUCCAUACUCCGACUGCACGGAAGCAUCCGGCUGCUGGGCCGACAUGCAAUCCCUUGGCUACCACAGAGUAUACUUUGACCUCGAUACGCAGGACUAUCUCAACCCUUCUCCAAAUCAAAUACAAAACUCAAAGAACAUCGUCCAGGAAGCAUUAGCAGCUCAAAACGUGGUAGAUUAUCUCUCCAUCCAACACGAUAUUGUCCAACAAUCAGUGGCCAACCUUUCUACUUAUUACUUUGAUCUUAUUCAACAGAAGGGAUGGAAAGGGGUCACAGUCGGCGAAUGUCUCGGUGACAAUGACCGCUCCAACUGGUACCGCAGCUUCAACGAAUCGACUUUUACCACCUCUUCACUCCUUCCAUCCUCAACCCGCGCAUCCUCCUCGACAUCCAUCUCGGGUUCUAUUGCGACGUCCACUCACACCACAUCCAACAUUCCUGUCUCUACCUCCAAAAUUCCCACCACAACUUACAAGUCCUCAACUCCAACCCCGGCGCCAACACCCACCUGCGAGGCUUCCAACGGCAACUGGUGCGGAAAAGUCGGCACUUUCACCAGCAAGCUCGGCUGUCUGAAGGCACAGAGCGACUGUCUUGCAGGAACCAUGAAGUGUGUGGCAGCGAGAUGGUCGAAUUUGAGUGGGUGUACGAAGUGGAAUGGGAUUUGUUUGAAGUUAGUGGGGUAUUGCGCGAAGUGCGGCUUUGGGGAGUGUGAUAAUAAGACGUUUGGUUAUUAAUGAAGGGUUUUGAGAGAAGGAUAUUGUAUAUUAUCAAUACAGUGGCAUAUAGUAUAAUUUCUAGAUGACUACUAGUUAUAAAUAGC